CUUUCCGUUCCAAAGCGGAGAAACAAAUAGGCAGAUACAAAGUUUUAGACUCAACUCGGUCUCUCCCAACUCAGUCUCAGCAACGGCCAUGGCUUCCAUCCACUCCAUAGCUCCCCAGAGCUUCCUCCCUCUCCCAAACUCCAAACCCAGAAAACCCACUAAUGCUCACCCAAAACCCAUCUUAAGCUCCAAUCUCUGCAGCUCCAAACUCUCAAAGAACCAAACUUUCCUGAGAAACAAACGGAAAGACAGGUGGGUUUUGAAGUCUCUAGUUGAUCAAGAAGAGUGUGAUGUGAUCCCAGUUCAGAGCACUGACUGUACGGACCAGCAGGAAGGGAUGGCUGUGUGCAGGGUGGAGUGUGAAGGUGUGGAGGGCGAGUUGGCGAGUCAGGUAGGUGUGUUCGGAGCAAGUGAGGGAAGGCUUUCCUUUGAAGGGGCUGGUGGGUUUGGGUCUUCUGGGGUUGGAAAUGAGAGGGAGAGUGAGGAAUUUGAGAGGCUCGUAGAUAGGACUAUCAAUGCCACUAUUGUGCUCGCAGCUGGUACUUUUGCUAUCACUAAGUUGCUCACUAUUGAUCAGGAUUACUGGCAUGGUUGGACUCUGUUUGAGAUCCUAAGAUAUGCACCUCAACACAACUGGAGUGCUUAUGAGGAAGCUCUCAAGACUAACCCAGUUUUAGCCAAAAUGGUGAUUAGUGGUGUGGUGUAUUCUGUAGGGGAUUGGAUUGCACAGUGCUUUGAAGGAAAACCUCUAUUUGAGUUCGAUCGUACACGAAUGCUCAGGUCAGGUCUUGUUGGAUUUACUCUCCAUGGUUCCCUCUCUCACUACUAUUACCAGUUGUGCGAGGAGCUUUUUCCAUUCCAAGACUGGUGGGUGGUUCCUGUCAAAGUAGCCUUCGACCAAACUGUAUGGGCAGCAAUUUGGAACAGCAUUUACUUUACCGUUUUGGGAUUUUUGCGUUUCGAAUCACCCAUUGAUAUUUUUAGUGAACUGAAAGCGACAUUCUGGCCCAUGCUGACUGCUGGGUGGAAACUUUGGCCAUUUGCGCAUCUUGUUACCUAUGGUGUGAUCCCUGUCGAACAAAGGCUCUUAUGGGUGGACUGUGUAGAGUUGAUCUGGGUGACUAUACUAUCAACCUAUUCAAAUGAAAAAUCAGAGGCAAGGAUUUCUGAGGCGCCAGUUGAAGCAAAUUCCAGUUCUUCAAACACAAGUCCUCUUGAGGAGUAAACAAAUCAAGAACAACCAAAAGAUCAAAGAGGAAUUCUUAGAUGAAAGAAAUGGGUAAGUUGAGGUGUAAAAGAUCCACUUCGCGAUGUACCGUGACAUAAAA
This is a messenger RNA of Prunus avium (sweet cherry), 1328 nucleotides long. Its product is annotated as Peroxisomal membrane 22 kDa (Mpv17/PMP22) family protein. Gene Ontology annotation, cellular component: membrane; cytoplasm. Lineage: Eukaryota; Viridiplantae; Streptophyta; Magnoliopsida; Rosales; Rosaceae. The record is from RefSeq and is a predicted model, not a curated record.